This is a messenger RNA of Mya arenaria, 2784 nucleotides long. Its product is annotated as scavenger receptor cysteine-rich type 1 protein M130-like. The transcript has 19 exons. The record is from RefSeq and is a predicted model, not a curated record. NCBI's taxonomy places the organism in Eukaryota, Metazoa, Mollusca, Bivalvia, Myida, Myidae. The coding region runs from base 28 to 2628 and encodes 866 amino acids. Gene Ontology annotation, cellular component: membrane. Gene Ontology annotation, molecular function: calcium ion binding.
CAUACGGAUUUUGAGGAUAAAAUCAGUAUGAACCACAACUUGCUUCACUUCGUUUUUGUUUCGACACUUCGUGCUCUAGUAUCAGGUGGCAGUACAGGAGUAGCGGUUGGUGAGUCGUGUACAACUGCCUCGGCUUGUACAGCUCCGGGAGACGUGUGCCAAAAUGGCGUUUGUAAAAUAGGUGUUGCUGGGGACUGCUCCUUGCAUAAUUCAAGUUGUAUAGAGAAUGCAGAAUGCGUCUCAAAUAUAUGUGAAUGCAACCCACACUUUAUAAUGUCCGAUGGUGCUUGUGUAGAUCCGGGCCCGGAUUUUCGUUUGCAUCAGAUUAAUGGCGUGGAAACUGACAAUAUUCUUGAAGUUUAUUUGAACGGCAUAUGGCGUGCAGUUGGAGUAAACGGCUACCAAUUUCCGGAAGCGACAGCACAAGUUGUCUGCAACCAUUUCGGAUAUGGAUAUAUAGGUUACAGCUCGACGCUCACAUCUACAGAAUACAAUUACACAGCAGGCUUAUGGUCCAUGGAUUUAUUGAAUUGCGGAGAAAAUGCCACUGAAUUAAGAGACUGUGUUAAUCCAGCAUAUGUAAACAUAACAACGCCACUUAUGGGAUUACCGAUUCGGCGGAUUAAGUGUUCAGGGUUAAACGUAUCUAAGAUUCGCUUAACUGGAGGCGAAGUUCCUAGCGAAGGGCGCUUGGAAGUAUUGGUUGGAGCACAAUGGGGAACUGUUUGCACAUUUGUAGUAGAACCGUACGCGGGAUAUCCGUUGAGCUCGGACAAUAAAGACAGAAUAUGCCAGAUGCUAGGAUAUUUCCAAAGAUCAUCAGAUUUCUACAAAAGCCAACUUACAAACGAAGCGUUCAAUCCCAUUUUGCUGACACUUGAAGGUUGCUCCGAUUUAACAUCACUAGUCUUUGAAAAACAUUGUAAUGUUAUUAAAGGCGAAUUCCAAUACUGCGGAUUCCACUCGCAUGAUGUUCUUCUUAAGUGUGAAGCAAUACGCCUGGUGGAUGGUCCAAACACCUACUCCGGACGAAUAGAGGCAUCAAUUAAUGGGAGCUUAGUGACACUAUGUGACUAUCGCUUUGACAUUCAGACUGCAAACGUAGCGUGCAAUACAUUCGGAUAUACCGGCGCAAGACAGGUCAUAUCUUCAACUCCAUAUGGGUCUGGUGAGCUGCCAUUGUAUACUGGAAGAAUAUCCUGCAAUGGCGAUGAAAAGUCAUUGGACCAAUGUCACCACGAAACAAUUGAAGACUCGCCUUGUAAUAACCAAAGAGUUGUUGGUGUUGUAUGCCAAGGUGGUCCGAUGAAACUUGAACCUUUUGCACAUACGGCAUAUGAAGGUAUUUUUACAACUUCACAUGCCGAUAAAUGGUAUCACUUUACCGGAAACAUCACUGAUCUGACAGCUAAGACACUCUGCAACAUGACUGGUUUCGGUUUUAAGGGAUAUGGAAUAAGUCUUCCACAGAGUUCUUCAAAUAUUCAAAGACAAUCACUCCAAUGCUUUGGGGGCGAAACGAAUGUUUUGGAAUGCACAUCGGAAACUGUUCAAUGUUUGCGAGUCGGCUGGCGUGGGGUAUGCGAGUCAUGGCCGCAAAGCGUUCUGGGUCUCUACUGUAAUGAUUAUAAUAUCGAGAAUGUACUGCUGAUAUCUUUAUUUCCGUAUGGAGGAGCAUUUGAGGUGCUUGUCGACAGUGAAUGGGGGUCACCUUCUGCAGAACUUGGUCUUAUUGAAGCGCAAAUUAUUUGCAAACACUUCGGAUUCGUUAACGCUCAAAACACGAUUAAACUGUCGGAACCGUACCAACAUUUCAAAACAAAAUUAAAUGGUGUUCUGCGAUGCAAAGGAAACGAAUCAUCUCCGUUUGAAUGUGCAUUCAAGCACCAAGGUUACCUGGGUGUAACGGACGUAGGCUUUACGUUGGUUAAUUGCUCACGAGAAUGUCGACAAGGCAGAUAUGGAUUCGGACGUUGCGACAAAGACUGCUUGUGCAUUUCGGCAAACACUAUUAUCUGUGAUCAUGUGUCGGGUGAAUGCACAUGCACGUCCGGAUGGGCUGGUUCAUACUGUGAAACAGAUAUCAACGAAUGUCUUACUCAAAACAUUUGUCCUGAUGGUAUGGAUUGCGUUAACCAGAAUGGUUCAUAUGAAUGCACAUGUCGACCCGGAACUAUGGUGUCAGAUGAUCUAAGCCGGUGUAUAGAUUGCCCAAGACAGUCUUUCGGUUGGAACUGCGUUUCAAGUUGCCAAUGUAGUUUGCAAAAUAUCCUUACUAAUGGCAGAGAUUGUGAUUCAGUCACUGGAGAAUGCCAGUGUUCGCAUGGUUGGGCGGGGACGUUGUGUGACUCCGAUAUUGAUGAGUGUCUUAACCGUUCGGUAUGCAGUGAGGUUAAAACGGAGUGCAGAAAUGAAGAAGGAGGGUUUAGGUGUGACUGUGUAGAAGGAUACGCUCGUAACAACAAUCAUACAUGUUUUGCUAUCAAAGUCGAAGAGAAAGGUAGCUCUAAUACAUUGCUUAUAGUGAUAAUCUGUGGUUGCUGUCGUAUUGGUGUGCGUGUUAGUUGGAGUCUGCUGCUAUGUAAACAGAAAGCGACAGAACGGCAGGCCAAAAACGUUGGCUUCUAAUUUCCCAAUGACUCAAGGCAUUAAAGACGUUUUUCAAAGUUCAACCGUAUUUGAAACUUGCUCAGAAAUUCAAGAGUCAUCUUAUUGUACAAUAAAUGACGUAGGAAACUACGAACGUUUGCAAACGUUCCCAAUAUCAAACGCGGACUACAAAAC